AUGUUCUGCUCCAGGAGGGUUCUGCAGCAGUGGUUCUUCGCUGUGUUCCUGCUCUGUUCUCCGGUUCCUCACCUCGGACGUUCCAUCGACGCCCUGAGCAGCAGAACAAAGCGCUCGGUGACUCACGCGCAGCUGAUGCACGACAAAGGCCGGACGCUGCAGGACUUCAAGCGCCGCAUGUGGCUGCAGGAGCUCCUGGACGAGGUCCACACGGCGGAGAUCCGCGACCUCCCGGCUCGCUCCGCCGGAGGAGGCGGCGGCAGCAGCGGGGCCGGCGGCGGGCUGCCGGGAGCCGGCCUGGGCAUCAACCUGAGCACCACCGGCAGCACCCUGCACUCCAAACCCCCCGGGGGAACCAAGAACCUCCCCAUCAGCUUCCGGCUGGAGGAGGAGGAGGGCACAAACCUGCCGCAGGAGACCAACAAGUCUCAGACGUACAAGGACAGCGCGCUGAAAGCACCCGGCAAGAAGAAGAAGAAAGGGAGGUCCGGGAAGAGGAGGGAGGGCGACAAGAGGAGGAGGAGGGCGCGCUCUCUGGGCUGGAGGCUGGAGGACCAACCCGGGACUGGACUGCACCUGGAAUGGAGGUCUCGGCUCGGGCUGCAGAGGGCGCUGCUGUAAAACGCUGUCAGUCUCUGACAAUGGACCUCCGGCCCGUCGAUGGACCCCUGAACGCACCACGCAGACUUCUGUUCAGUGAUUGUUUGGAAAGAAAUUGGAAAAUAUUUAUUAUCUGUAAAUAUUCUAAAUAUAGCAGAA
Molecule: messenger RNA, 759 nt
Organism: Cyclopterus lumpus (lumpfish)
Lineage: Eukaryota; Metazoa; Chordata; Actinopteri; Perciformes; Cyclopteridae
Gene: pthlha
Product: parathyroid hormone-like hormone a
Exons: 3
Coding region: 1-621 (206 amino acids)
Biological process (GO): bone mineralization; osteoblast development; adenylate cyclase-activating G protein-coupled receptor signaling pathway
Cellular component (GO): extracellular region
Molecular function (GO): hormone activity; peptide hormone receptor binding
Source: RefSeq, a predicted model, not a curated record